This is a messenger RNA of Chilo suppressalis (striped riceborer), 1175 nucleotides long. The record is from the annotation of a GenBank genome assembly. Lineage: Eukaryota; Metazoa; Arthropoda; Insecta; Lepidoptera; Crambidae.
GGGGCAUCCCAGUACCAGCUUCUCCCUUUGGGUCACAUCCAGCGCCGAGCGGCUCGAAUCGUCGACGACCAGGACCUUUCCGAUCAGCUUGAUCCUUUGGCUUUGCGUAGGGAUGUAGCUUCGCUCUGCAUCUUCUAUCGCAUUUAUCACGGGGAGUGUUCUGAGGAAUUGUUCGGAUUAAUUCCAGCUGCUGCAUUUCGCCAUCGUAUAUCGCGACAAAAAUUUCAUCCCCAUCAUCUUGAUGCGUGGCUAUCCACAACCGUGCGUUUUUGUCGAAAUUUUUUACCACGUACGACAAAACUGUGGAAUAUGUUGUCGCCAGCAGUGUUUCCGGACCUAUACGACCCAAAAACGUUCAAAAAAAGAGCGUACUCCUUCCUUAAAGGCCGGCAUCGCAUUUGUGAUACUCCUGGUGUUGCAAGUGUCCAUGGGCGACGGUGAUCACUUACCAUCAGAGCUUUUGGACUCAAAAGUGAGCGGUAACUGGUUAGACGAGAUGCGCGCGAAGAUAUUUGAUUUGGUGGACGAUCACGGAUAUGUAGGAGCCGAUCCUUACAUCAAAAAGCUGGUUGAAGAAACCGAGAAGAAACAAAAUUUAUUAUUGUAUGUUGAAGUCAAGAAAGACGGCACAGCAAAUAUCAACUUCCAGACAUCGAAACGAUCAGCAUCGCAACCCGUAGGGGCAGUCUACGGGCGUUGUCUGUGGGUGGCAGGACUGUGUUAUGUUGUAGAAGAUUUUAGGAAAGUGCAGAUUCAGGACAUCGAUGUUGAAGUAAUUUUCGCAGUGAUCGGUCAUUUGAUGGGUGACCAAAAAUCUUCUACCUCGAGUUUUUCAUGCUUUGAAAGGCACGUUAAGCCGUUGGUCCCGGCUGCAUCUGCUGUCCUUAGAACCCGUCAAUCCGCAUUGGGGCCGUGUGGAGCUCGAGAUGAAAAUUUUAUGGUCCAUACCUUUGACCGCCAUUACGAAAUUAACUUCCAUAAUGUUUGACGACCUCAGUGGCCGAGCGGUUUGUACGCCGGGUUUCAUGGUGUCGCCGUCUCGAGAGGUCCCGGGUUCAAAUCCCGGUGGGGGCAGAUUCAAAAUGAUGUUUGGAAUCGGUGUCAUGCCAACACAAGUAACAAAUGGGAACUCAGAUCUGUCAGACAUGCAUGGCACCGACUCCGACCGAAUAUAA